CGAGUCGUAUUUCCGCUUUGUCGACGGAAGUGGCGGCGCGGCCAUGCUCGAGCAGCUCGAGUUCUUUUAGGUUGGUUUCGAUAGCAGCACGUUGUCGGAACGGUAAACCGCCAUGCAGAUCUUCGUGAAGACCCUCACGGGUAAGACCAUCACCCUCGAGGUCGAAGCCUCCGAUACCAUCGAGAAUGUCAAGGCCAAGAUCCAGGACAAGGAGGGAAUUCCGCCGGAUCAGCAGCGACUCAUCUUCGCUGGCAAACAGCUGGAGGAUGGGCGCACUCUCUCCGAUUACAACAUCCAAAAAGAAUCGACCCUUCAUCUGGUACUUCGUCUCCGAGGAGGCGUCAUUGAACCCACGCUGCGUAUACUUGCGCAAAAAUACAACUGUGACAAAAUGAUCUGUCGCAAGUGUUACGCUCGUCUUCAUCCACGAGCGACUAAUUGCCGUAAGAAGAAGUGUGGCCACACGAAUAAUAUCCGACCAAAGAAGAAGCUGAAGUAGACUAAAUAUCCAAUUCCAUUUUCUAUGUUACGGAAAUGGAGAUGUAUAUUUCUUAUAUAUGGCAUCAAAAUAAAUUACAACUGGUAAACUGA
Messenger RNA from Temnothorax curvispinosus, 591 nucleotides. It is a transcript of the gene RpL40, whose product is annotated as ubiquitin-60S ribosomal protein L40. Gene Ontology annotation, biological process: translation; modification-dependent protein catabolic process; protein ubiquitination. The coding region runs from base 113 to 499 and encodes 128 amino acids. Gene Ontology annotation, cellular component: nucleus; ribosome; cytoplasm. Gene Ontology annotation, molecular function: protein tag activity; structural constituent of ribosome; ubiquitin protein ligase binding. Lineage: Eukaryota; Metazoa; Arthropoda; Insecta; Hymenoptera; Formicidae. The transcript has 3 exons. The record is from RefSeq and is a predicted model, not a curated record.